Hemisphaericaspora subhashii is the source of this 429-nucleotide messenger RNA. RefSeq lists its product as uncharacterized. The record is from RefSeq and is a predicted model, not a curated record. The transcript has a single exon. Lineage: Eukaryota; Fungi; Ascomycota; Pichiomycetes; Serinales; Debaryomycetaceae. The coding region runs from base 1 to 429 and encodes 142 amino acids.
AUGCCACCCACAUCAAUUAAAUUUAGAAACAGUAUUGAACGAGUCAAAUCUCGAAUUCAACCAGAUGAAUCAUAUUUUACAACUGUAAGUCAUCAAGGAUUACAAAGUUAUCAAGACAAAUUAACACCAUUACUUCAUCAUAAUUAUGACAUAGGAUCCCACUCACCGUAUCAGAAAACAAAACCACCAGUUACUCUUUCCAAUGUUUUAGAAGUCCCUAUUACUGCAAUCAUCGAUCUUCGAAUACGACCAGGUGAAGAUUAUUUCGUAUUAUGGCUCCUCAUAUCUUCAUAUUUCCCAUUAAUUGCUGCAUGUUUAGGUCCAUUGGCAAAUAUGGUUGGGAUAAUUUCUAUAAUGGAAAAAUGGAAAGUUGAUUUGGUACUGUUAGAAAUGGUUAAAGAUAAUUAUAAAGUUUUAAUCAUGAAUUAA